Cajanus cajan (pigeon pea) is the source of this 2508-nucleotide messenger RNA. It is a transcript of the gene ABCG25, whose product is annotated as ATP-binding cassette family G25. Gene Ontology annotation, biological process: transmembrane transport. The record is from RefSeq and is a predicted model, not a curated record. Gene Ontology annotation, molecular function: ABC-type transporter activity; ATP binding; ATP hydrolysis activity. NCBI's taxonomy places the organism in Eukaryota, Viridiplantae, Streptophyta, Magnoliopsida, Fabales, Fabaceae. Gene Ontology annotation, cellular component: plasma membrane.
AUCCCUUGUUCCUCUCACUUCAUUCACUCCUAACUCCGAAGCCCUAACACACUUGCCUUAUUCUUAUCAUCAAUAUUUCAUUUCUACUUGUACCCUUUUCUCCUCCCUAGUGAGCAAGGAAACAGAAUAUCAAACUAAGAAAAAUAGUAAUGCCAACACCAACACCAACACCAACGGCAGCAGCGUUUGGUGGUGUAGAAACUCCUCCAAAUGGAGACUCAUCUAACACCAAACACAGCCCUCAAGAAUCGCGUGACCUCCCACCUUUUUUGUCUUGUUCUUACCCCAUCACUCUGAAGUUCAUGGACGUGGCAUACCGCUUGAAGAUAGAGGACAAACAAAGAAGCGGAGGGAGCAUCAAGAGAUUGUUUGCUACGCACGAAUCCUCACCGUCGGAUCAAAGAUCAAGGCAGGAGCGAACUAUUUUAAAAGGCGUGACGGGGAUAGCGUACCCAGGGGAGAUCUUAGCGGUGCUGGGCCCAUCAGGGAGCGGAAAAUCAACGCUCCUAAACGCGCUCGCGGGGAGGCUCCAUGGCCACGGCCUCACCGGAACAAUCCUCGCCAACUCCGCCAAGCUCACCAAACCGGUUCUCCGCCGAACCGGCUUCGUCACGCAGGACGACAUCCUGUACCCGCACUUAACCGUGCGCGAGACGCUCGUCUUCUGCGCCAUGCUGCGCCUCCCGCGCGCGGUGCCUCGCGCGGCCAAGAUGGCGGCGGCCGAGGCGGCCAUCGCCGAGCUAGGGCUGGGGAAGUGCGAGAACACCAUCAUCGGGAACAGCUUCAUCCGCGGCGUCUCCGGCGGGGAGAGGAAGCGCGUGAGCAUCGCGCACGAGAUGCUGGUGGACCCCUCGCUCCUCAUACUGGACGAGCCUACCUCCGGUUUGGACUCGACGGCGGCGCACCGGCUCCUGGCGACGCUGGCGUCGCUGGCGAAGAAGGGGAAGACGGUGGUUACCUCGGUGCACCAACCUUCGAGCCGAGUCUACCAGAUGUUCGACAAAGUUUUGGUGCUAUCGGAAGGUCAGUGUUUGUACUUUGGCAAAGGAGGCGACGCCAUGCGCUACUUUGAGUCGGUUGGUUUCGCGCCGUCUUUUCCGAUGAAUCCGGCGGAUUUUCUGCUCGAUCUCGCCAACGGUAUUUGCCAUGUGGAUAGUCAAAGUGAAAGAGAUAGACCAAACAUAAAGCAAAACCUAAUCCAAUCAUACAACACAGUACUGGGUCCCAAGGUAAAAGCUGCCUGCGUGGACACUGCCAGUGUUCCUGCAAAGAACACACACCCUUUGAGAAGCAGUUCUUCAAAAGAACGUAGACGUAGCGACAGGGUUAGCUUAUUUGACUGGUUUUACCAAUUCAGUAUUCUGCUCCAGAGAAGCCUGAAAGAAAGAAAGCACGAAUCCUUCAACACUCUGAGAGUUUUCCAAGUCAUUGCUGCAGCAUUACUCGCUGGUUUAAUGUGGUGGCACUCAGACUAUAGGAACAUUCAAGAUAGGCUUGGCCUACUCUUCUUCAUUUCCAUCUUUUGGGGAGUUUUCCCGUCCUUCAACUCAGUUUUUGCAUUCCCUCAAGAACGUGCCAUCUUCAUGAAAGAGCGAGCUUCUGGCAUGUACACAUUGUCCUCCUAUUUCAUGGCUCGAAUUGUUGGAGACCUUCCCAUGGAGCUUAUUCUUCCCACCAUUUUCCUCAUUGUGACAUAUUGGAUGGGUGGAUUAAAGCCUGAUUUGUGGGCUUUUGUGUUGACUUUGUUGGUUGUGCUUGGAUACGUGAUGGUGUCACAGGGUCUUGGCCUUGCUUUAGGUGCAGCAAUAAUGGAUGCCAAACAGGCUUCCACAGUGGCAGCAGUGACAAUGCUAGCAUUUGUGUUGACUGGUGGAUACUAUGUCCAUAAGGUGCCAUCUUGCAUGGCUUGGAUCAAAUAUAUAUCCACAACCUUCUACUGUUAUAGGCUUCUCACUAGAAUCCAGUAUGGGGAUGGCAAGAAGAUAUCAUCUCUAUUGGGUUGCUAUCAUGGUGGCAGUGAUAUGGGUGGCUGCAAGUUUGUUGAAGAGGAUAUGGUGGGCCAAAUUGGCACUCUGGGGUGCAUUGGGGUCUUGCUUUUCAUGUUUGUGUUCUACAGAUUAUUGGCCUACCUUGCUUUGAGGCGCAUCAAGAGUUGAAGGAAAACUUUGAAUGCAAAGAAGGAUCGAUCACGGAUGGAUCAAUUUGUUGGCUCCUAGUGCAGCAGCUGUGUCACCACUUUUACACUAGGCUAGACUGGCCAGUUGAUUCCUGCUAACUGUAAUUGAAGAAUGAGUCAGAAAUUUCAUGCUGGAAUUGUAAAGUUAGAGAAUUAAUUAACUAGCAAAAUUGAAGUGAACAGGGAAAAGAAGAGAAAUUGUAGAUUUGAAUUUCGAAUCACUCGCCAAGUUCAUUCUGUAUUCAGAAUAUUAAGGGAAGAAAUAAAGAAAUUUCUUCCUUAUGAAAUAUAUAAUCUUUAAGUUUUUACGAUUCUUAUUCUGCCAUUUCAUA